Messenger RNA from Aspergillus piperis CBS 112811, 1503 nucleotides. Its product is annotated as TRI12-domain-containing protein. The coding region runs from base 1 to 1503 and encodes 500 amino acids. The record is from RefSeq and is a predicted model, not a curated record. The transcript is spliced from 3 exons. Gene Ontology annotation, biological process: transmembrane transport. Gene Ontology annotation, molecular function: transmembrane transporter activity. Lineage: Eukaryota; Fungi; Ascomycota; Eurotiomycetes; Eurotiales; Aspergillaceae.
AUGACAGCGAUCGGACUGGGCUUGCUUGCUGCGAUCGCCGGCUUUGCCUUUCCGGCUCCGCUCCUCGCCAUCAUCAACCAGGACAUUGGCCCUAGCGCCGACAUCUCCUGGGUGUCGCUGACCUACACGCUGACGAUCGCGGUUGGCCUUACCCUGAUCGGCGGCACCACAGAUAUUUUUUUGGGGAGGCGAUACAUUUUUAUCGGCGGCGGUGUCCUCGGAACCGUUGGGAGUAUCGUAUGCGCGAGAGCGGACAGCGUCAACACCUUGAUCGGAGACAUGACAUUGAUCGGACUGGCUGCAUCGACUCGGGUAUCUUAUUUCUACGUGGUGGCAGAGCUUGUGCCGAUGAAAUACCGCUUCGCAGCCAACAGCCUCAUGUAUAUCUUCACGACGCCUGGCCGUGCCUUUGCGCCUGCCAUCGGCGAGAGUUUGGUCCGCACCACCUCUGCGGGCUGGCGGGGAGUGUUUUACGUCCUGAUCGCCAUCAAUGCCGUUGUGUUACUGUGUUUCACUUUGUUUUACUGGCCGCCCACCUUCCAGGAGAAGCAUGACAGCCAGCGAAAAUGGGCCUACGUUCGUCAGUUCGACUAUUUCGGAACCCUCCUGUUCGUGUCCGCCCUGGCACUCUUUCUCAUGGGCCUCUCCUGGGGUGGCUCUCGUUACCCAUGGCUGUCCUCAUAUGUGGUCGCUACCAUUGUCGUCGGCGGGUUAUCGUUUAUCGCAUUCAUCCUCUGGGAGUGGUAUGGUCCAACCCGGCAGCCGCUCGUUCCGAUGCGUAUGUUGCGAGAUUUGCAAUGGACGGCGGCGGUUAUCACCUCGGGGCUCGGUUCAAGCCUCUACUAUGGCCUUGCCAUCGUCUGGCCAUCAAUGGUGUCCCUCAUUUAUGCCUCCGGGAAUUCUGUCCCUGACAGCUUGCUCUCCUCGCUCGUCGGAGCCGGCUGCAUUGCGACCCUUGCGAUUGCGGGGAUCCUGUUUGCCUGUGUCGCGACGUGCACCGUGGAUUCACACGACCGAGCUUGUUGGUUGGUGGCCUUUGGCACGUUCUUCGCCGGAUGGGUGGAGGGGCUAUCCCUUCCGACUACGACCCUCGCGCUCGGCGAUCAGGAUGAACUGGGCACUGGCUGUGGGUUCGGUGACUCGAUUCGCUUUUCCAUCACGACCGUCGUCACGGCGAUCUACAACGUCAUCAUUACUACCCGUAGCCUGCCCCCCGAAGCCAUACAGACCCUAAUUGCCGCCCUGUCAGCUGGUCAGGCUCCGACAACCGUGGUGGGGGUUACCCCAGGGCUCGGGGCUAGAGCUCUUCAAGCCUUCAAGGAGGCCAACAUUCAGGCGUACCGCACGGUUUUCUUCAGUACAAUCGCAGUUACAGGGCUCGGGCUGGUGGCCACCCUGUUACUGCCCGAUGUCGACUCGUUGAUGAGCGAGGAGGCCACUGUCACUCUGAGCCGGACGAAACACCCGCCGUCGAUGGCGAGGAAAACGCAUCGAACCACCUAA